Molecule: messenger RNA, 762 nt
Organism: Closterium sp. Yama58-4
Lineage: Eukaryota; Viridiplantae; Streptophyta; Zygnematophyceae; Desmidiales; Closteriaceae
Source: the annotation of a GenBank genome assembly
AUGUCCUCAACGCCAAGCUCCUCCCCACGUGUCUCAUCCGCAAUCUCACCUCCCUCUUCCUCCGCCACCCCUCUCUCGAUUUCACUCAUGCCGCCGCCUCCCCUCCCCUGCCCUGCCCUCCCCUGCCCUGCCCUCCCCUGCCCUGCCCUCCCCUGCCCUGCCCUCCCCUGCCCUGCCCUCCCCUGCCCUGCCCUCCCCUGCCCUGCCCUCCCCUGCCCUGCCCUCCCCUGCCCUGCCCUCCCCUGCCCUGCCCUCCCCUGCCCUGCCCUCCCCUCCCCUGCCCGCCCCCAUCAGGACCCCAAACAGUCUGGAGCCACAGGUGUUGCCUCUGCCUGCCCCAACGCCAAGCUCCUCCCCACGUGCCUCAUCCUCAACCUCAGCCCUCUUCCUCCGCCACCCCUCCCUCGACUCCACUCUCGCACUCGCGCAUUCUCACCUCUCUACCUUCCUCUUUUCCCUCUGUUGGUCCUCCCAUUUCUCCCCAUUACCUCCCCGCGCCCUCCACCCCCAAUCAGGACCCAAAGUCUUCAGGAGCCGCCUCCGCCCCCCCAUGCCCCAACGCCAAGCUCCUCCCCACGUGUCUCAUCCGCAAUCUCACCUCCCUCUUCCUCCGCCAUCCCUCCCUCGAUUUCACUAUCGCUGCUGCCUCCCCUCCCCUGCCCGCCCACUCCGUGUACUCCGCCUUCCACCCCAACCGCACCCCCCUGCUGCCCCACACUGCUGCAUGGCGGGCAGAGCACUGCGGGGAAAGAGGGAGUGUAG